GCUUGGACUCACUAUAAACUCUAAUAACGCCAUGACUGCCAUUAGCUCAUUCGACAUAGGUUCUAGUCACCCAGCAGCAGAGGCUCAAACGGUUAAAAACAACAAACCUUCAUUCUGUGUGUGAGCUGAGGACGGCAGACAGGUUCUCCUUCGUGCUUCAAGCUGAGGAUCUCUGCGGUAGAGAUGUUGAACAGACCACUAGCAGGAACAGGUGAAGAGGUGGGACCCCGGGGGUCCAUCAGGGUGAACGUGGAGCUGCAGUACAAGCUGGGAGAGAAGACCGAGGCACGGCUGCAGGAGAAGGGGGCACGGUGUAUCGAAGAGGUCACCAUUAGAGAGCAUUACUACGACACAGAGAGCUUCCACCUGGCUUCUCAGCAGACCUGGCUAAGCAAACAGGGCAGUCAGUGGAGAAUGAUCAUAGGUAACAAUCCAUACUCUUCCAACAAUAUGCCACCAGAGCCAGAGAGUCAGGCUGCUGGCUCUGGAUGUCCCUCUACAGUCUGGGGAGAGAAGCUAUGUGUGGAUAGAGAUGAAACAGAAGGGCCAAAGGGCUGUGAGGACAACCCCCUUUCUAUUCCAGAGAUAGGACAGAUCCAGGGUCAGCCCUGUCCUCCUGCACCCCAGUACAGGGAGCUGACUGGCCACACUCCCAUCAUCCAGCACCUGGCUCACUGCUUAGGGGUCCCAGUGAGAGAUCAGGAGAGCUGCAGCAGCACUGAGGCCAUGAAGGCCUUCCUGGAGCUGGCAGGGAUCCAGAGUUAUGGCAGCUGGACAAGGGCCAGGAGGAUGGAGUACAAGCUGCCUGGUGAUGACUGCACACUGGUGGUGCAGAAGAACCACAGCGUGGGAGGAUCUGCAAACAAUGAAACUGCACUGGUGUCCAUGAGGGCAGACAUUUUACAUAUUGGCCAUGAACUGGAGAAGAUGGAAAAAGUGGCUGCAGAGCUUGACCUAAGGCCCUUAUCUCCCAACUGACCAUGUUACAAGCUACUGUGUAUGGUUAUCUAAGCGUUUCAAACAGAAGUUCAUGGCAAGAGGACAAUUGACCCAAAUUAUUAAAUAUUUAUCUAGGUUGGUGUCUAAUCCAUUUUACAGUUCAGGUUGUUAUUUCCACCUAUGCAAGCCAUCAUGUGGAUGUUGUUAGUAGGCCCACCUACGAAUGAUAACAGCAUGCACAAGAUGAUCAACGUGUUGCAUGAUGCACUUGCUAUUGUGUUGCGCGAGAAAUCAUUACCGCAAUGCCUGUGGAUAAAAAAAAGUCAGUAGCUAGGUUUACAUCCAAUUUGCGACAGAUUUUCAUGCGAAUAUUCUAAAAUCUACAUAAAAUAAAAUUUUCCCAAUAGAGAUGUUUCCAUCAAACUGACUUAUUGUGGACAAACGUCUGUGCAUGAUGACAUAGGGCACAUAAAAAUACCUUUUGAGGUUACAUUUCCUAUGUAGUAAUGAAAAAUAUAAGUUAAAUGGGUUCUGAUCGCAUUUUCAACACAACUGAUGGGUUUUGUCACAAACUGUCGUUAUAUAGCAAACGUGCCCACUCUGGCCUUGGCACGUGCGCUCUAGCCAACACCUUACAGAUACAGUACGGGUAGGUUACCUACAUUUAAAGGAGCAUCAAACAUAUCAAGUGCACUUUCACCACCCUGUGAGUUUGUUAUGUUCUGUUAAUUACUGAUGUCCCCUUUAAGAGCGGAGCGCCCUUGGUCAUGCGCAGUCUUUUGCUCUGUUAUUCUUGUACUAACUAGUUUUAGUAAUUUUGAAGCUACAGUUCAUUUUAUUGUAUUCGGAGUCUUUCUUGUUAUAUAAAUUAGUAAUAAGAGCUAAGACACUACAACGUUAAUAACAUUUCAUGUGUAGCCUAAUAAACUGCUUGGCUUCCCGAGUCGUAUUGGGA
Oncorhynchus tshawytscha (Chinook salmon) is the source of this 1894-nucleotide messenger RNA. RefSeq lists its product as uncharacterized. The transcript is spliced from 2 exons. The coding region runs from base 184 to 978 and encodes 264 amino acids. The record is from RefSeq and is a predicted model, not a curated record. Gene Ontology annotation, molecular function: magnesium ion binding; thiamine triphosphate phosphatase activity. Gene Ontology annotation, biological process: thiamine diphosphate metabolic process; dephosphorylation. Lineage: Eukaryota; Metazoa; Chordata; Actinopteri; Salmoniformes; Salmonidae.